AUGUCCGCUUCAAACACAGAUGACACUCCUGAAACUAUCAAUUACAUAGGAUUCAAUCAAGAUUCUAAAAUCAUAUCGGUCGGCCACAAAGAAGGCUACAUGUUCUACAAAACAGCCGACAUCCUCGAGAAUUCCACCCUCACAUGCGAAGGACAAAGCCUGAAUCACCUGGGUCUCAAUAACUGUCUGAUCAUCGAGCGGCUCUUCUCAUCCGCUCUGAUGGUUGUCAUCUCCCAGAAGGAUCCACGUGUUCUACACGUCUAUCAUUUCACCAGCAAGAAUAUAAUUUGCGAUCACCGAUUCAACAAAUCGAUUCUCACCGUCAGACUGAAUAGAGAUAGAAUCGUGGUAUGUUUGGAGGAUUGCAUCUAUAUCUACAAUCUGAAAGACAUGAAAAUGAUGCAUAAUAUUAUGGAUACCCCAAUGAACAAACUCGGAGUUGUGGAUCUCACCAGUAAACCAGGGAAUGCUUUGAUUGCUUAUCCUGGAAGCACCGAUACUGGAUCUGUUCAUCUCUUCGAUGCAAUCAACCUCUCGUCAGUCAACACAUUCGUUGCUCACGAGGGAACUUUGGCUUGUCUGAAAUUCAAUCAAGAUGGAAAUAUGAUUGCCACUGCUAGUACAAAAGGAACUGUCAUCCGAGUCUACUCUGUUCCAACUGGAACUCGUAUGUUCGAGUUCCGACGUGGAGUUUCUCGUUGUGUCACCAUCUACUCUCUUUGCUUCUCAUGUGAUUCCAAAUAUCUUGCUUCUUCUUCAAAUACAGAAACAGUCCAUGUCUUCAAAUUGGAAAAACCCGAAGGAGACGAUAAACCAGAAGCUGCAAAUGAGAGUGCUGGCUGGUUUGAUACCAUCAACAAAACUAUCUCUGCAUACAUGCCAACUCAAGUCUUGCAAGUCUCAGAAUUUAUGACAACGGAGCGAAGUUUUGCUACUGCUAAGCUCCCAGGUGCCACUAGGACCAAUCAAGUCGCUCUUGUUUCCAACAAAAAUCAGCAAUACGUGAUGGCUGCCACUUCCGAUGGAUUCGUCUACGCUUACCGAUUGGAUCCAGAAGGCGGUGAACUCGAUCUCAUCAAACAACAUCGUAUCGGGCCAAAAACCGAGUCAUGCCGUAUCAGUCCACUUGGAACUGGUGGAAAGUCUUCUGAUAGCAAUCAAACUGUUCCAAAUAUGGAUGAUCCCGAUGACUUCCCACCAAUGAGCCAUACCAGUGGUUAA
This is a messenger RNA of Caenorhabditis remanei, 1221 nucleotides long. RefSeq lists its product as uncharacterized. The coding region runs from base 1 to 1221 and encodes 406 amino acids. Gene Ontology annotation, molecular function: phosphatidylinositol-3,5-bisphosphate binding; protein binding; phosphatidylinositol-3-phosphate binding. The record is from RefSeq and is a predicted model, not a curated record. The transcript has 7 exons. Gene Ontology annotation, biological process: autophagy of mitochondrion; protein lipidation; nucleophagy. NCBI's taxonomy places the organism in Eukaryota, Metazoa, Nematoda, Chromadorea, Rhabditida, Rhabditidae. Gene Ontology annotation, cellular component: phagophore assembly site membrane; cytosol; extrinsic component of membrane.